This is a messenger RNA of Camelina sativa (false flax), 2932 nucleotides long. Lineage: Eukaryota; Viridiplantae; Streptophyta; Magnoliopsida; Brassicales; Brassicaceae. The record is from RefSeq and is a predicted model, not a curated record.
AAUUUCGACCUUCCGAUCUCCAAACCUCUCUCUCUCUCUCCGCUUCCAUCAUCUUAGGAUCUCUCUCUCAAUCUCUCUUAUCUUGACUGAUCGAUUAGGGUUUUCGAGCUGAAUUCGCUACUCGUCCACCGCGAAGAAGCGUUUGCCUAGAUUCUAGGUUAGGUUUUUUUUUGGCGGAUCUAGCCAAGUCCUCCGUUGUUUUUCUUUUUCUCCAGCUACGGCGAAGCUUCACAUCUCCACUCCUCCCUCGCCACCAUGUUCUGGAAGCUCACAUCUCUUUCUGCGUCAUCUCCUGUGGAGACAAUUUUAGACAAAGAGAAUUUCACGUUGGAAGAGCUUCUUGAUGAGGAAGAGAUUAUUCAAGAAUGCAAGGCUUUGAAUAGCCGGCUCAUUAACUUUCUAAGGGAUAAAGCUCAAGUGGAACAAUUAUUGCGGUACAUUGUUGUAGAACCUCCACAGGAUGCUGAUAGUAAACGUGCUUUCAAGUUUCCAUUCAUCUCUUGUGAAAUAUUUACAUGUGAAAUUGAUGUUAUUCUAAAAACUUUGGUGGAGGACGAAGAGCUGAUGGACUUGCUUUUUUCCUUUCUGGAACCAAAUCGUCCUCAUAGUGCAUUGCUGGCAGGCUAUUUCAGCAAGGUUGUCAUUUGCCUUAUGAUCAGAAAGACUGCAGCGCUUAUGAAUUAUGUAAAAGGGCAUCAAAAUGUUUUCUGCCAGUUGGUUGAUUUGAUUGGGAUAACAUCCAUUAUGGAGGUUUUGGUUCGCCUGGUCGGGGCUGAUGAUCAUGUCUAUCCCAACUUUCUGGAUGUGAUGCAAUGGUUGGCCGAUAGCAAUUUACUUGAAAUGAUUGUGGAUAAACUGAAACCAUCUAAUCCUCCGGAGGUUCAGGCUAAUGCAGCAGAGACAUUAUGUGCUAUAUCUCGGAAUGCACCGUCAGCUUUAGCUACACAACUCUCUAGCCCUGGCUACGUUGCUAGGAUAUUUGGUCAUGCUCUUGAAGACUCACAUUCAAAAUCGAGUCUAGUUCAUUCACUUUCAGUAUGCACCUCUCUGUUGGAUCCGAGGAGAUCUGCUGCGUCGUCUUCUAUGUUCAAUUCUUAUAGAGGCCAACAUAUGUUCGAGUCUCCUGUCCCAGUUUCCCCGGAAACUAUUAGUGCCAUGCUGCCCAAACUCAGCGACUUGCUUAUGCUUCUUACUGUAGCAUCUGACAGCACAGUAUUGCCGACAACAUAUGGUGAACUUAGGCCUCCUCUUGGAAAGCAUCGUCUAAAGAUUGUGGAGUUCAUUGCAGUUUUGUUAAAAACUGGAAGUGAAGCUGCACAAAAUGAGUUGGUUAGUUCAGGAACUAUCAAAAGAACCCUUGAUCUGUUUUUCGAGUACCCAUACAAUAACGCUCUGCAUCAUCAAGUAGAGAGUAUAAUACUUUCUUGUUUGGAAAACAAGAGUGAUGUGAUGGUUAACCAUAUUCUUCGAGAAUGCAAUCUGAUUGGCAAAUUCCUCUCUUCAGACAGGGACUCAAACCUCUCAGGUGAUAGCCAGCCUACUGUAGCCGCCACCGGGAAGAAACCCCCUCGCGUCGGGUAUGUUGGACAUAUCACAAGAAUAUCAAAUAAAAUUAGUCAGUUGAGUAACAGCAAUGGCCAGAUAAAGACAUACCUUCAGGAAAACAGUGAAUGGAACGAGUGGCAAGGUAGUGUUCUGCAGGAGCGCAACACCGUUGAAAAUGUCAACAGAUGGGGAUGCGGGCGCCCAACUACUGUACAAGAUAGGACAAGAGAUAGUGAUGAGGAAGACCGGGAUUAUGAUGUUGCAGCUCUGGCCAAUAACUUAAGCCAAGCAUUUAGAUACAAAAUCUAUGGAACCGAUGACAAUGAAGAGGACCACAAUGCUCUUGAUAGAGACGAUGAUGAUGUUUACUUCGACGAUGAAUCCGCUGAAGUAGUAAUUUCAUCAUUAAGACUCGGGGAUGACCAAGGAAGCUUGUUUACAAACUCGAAUUGGUUCACAUUCCAAGACGACAGAUUCGGCAGCACACCCUCUGACACAGCGGGGUCGAAGACGAUAGAGGACAUGGAACUGAACAGAACCUUUAAUACCAACACUAGCAGUAGUGACGAUGACGAAGUUGUGGUUGGAGAAGAAGAAGAUAAUCUAAAUGGAAACACAAAAGACAAUGCAUUGAACACAACUGAAACUAAUUUCCAUAUGGAGAGUCCACUGGGUUUCUUCGACUUCAACACCUCAGAGAAAGCUGAGGAAGCUUUUGCCGAACAGCCACCCGAAUGGGUUGGGUGGGGAGAAUCAUCUGAUAUGCAAGUGAGUGGCACUGGUCUGAACCCAUUUAUCGAUGAUGAUGAUGAUGACAGCAAGAACAUAAUGAACCUUGACAUACCAAUGCCUGAGGUCAAAACCGAAUCCAUGAUUCCAAACGGGACAGACAGAUCGUUGUUUGAGAAGGACGUGGAGUUUGUGGGAGUGGAAGCAGAAGGGGCAGAGCAUGCAAUGGAGCAAGCGAUGAAAGAAGGGAUAGUAGGGGAAGCUGGAGCGAUGAAGAGGAACAAGGAGAUGGCUGAGGACACAAAGCCGGAGGAAAGUUCAGGAGUAGAGAAAGAGUUCAACGAUAACAACUACUGGAAAGUGGAUCAAGAAGUUAGAGUUUUGGAGUGAAAAAGUCAGCACCUUGUACAGUGUGAUUUUGUGUGAGUAAUGAAACAAAACUGGUUUUUAGUUGAUAUUUGGUGUAAGAGUCUUCGUCUUUGUGAAAAAAUGCGUGUUUUUCUCCUUUUCUCUGUUAUCAUACAUUUAGGCUUUUGUUGUCAGCUAGAGGAAGUUGUAUGUGCUCUUCAUUUACUUUGCCUACCACUAAGUUGUCCGUCGUCUUUAAGCUAUAUCUAUACUCUUGCAGUUUAGUUUUGCUUGAUGAACAUCAAUCAUA